AUGGAAGAAUUAGCACCAUUAGUUAAGAUACGGCCUAUUUACGAUGGAGUGGGUUUAGCAGUUACUGAUAAGCUUAUCUUUAGUUCUUUUGAUUGUGAAAUGAUUAUUACUGAUAAGAAAAAUCAAAUAAUCAUUGAAGAAGUACUUUUAUCUAGUGCAAUUGAAGGUUUAGUUGUUGUGCCAGCCCGUAAUACAGUAGUGAUAGCUACAACCGGUGGAAUACUUUAUCAAUAUUUCUUAUCUGAAAAAAGAUUAGAAUAUUUGUUAAAAGGUUCUUGGGUGGUUAAACAAAUAAUUUUGAUUGAAGAUAAGAUAGUUUUAGGUACAGCAGAUGGUUUAGUUAUUUUGAUUGAUUUAGAGUCUAAAGGUAUUUUACUUAAGAGAGCAGUUGAUAGUUCUGUUUCAGCUUUAAGUCCUUUUACUUGGAGUAGUAAGAAGAGAACUUAUGGAUCAAGUCGGUUGAGUUUAGCUGUUGGUACUAUCUUAGGUAAUUUAACAAUUUUUGAUAUGCAAACUGGUCAGACUCAAUACGAAGUAAGUAGUGCUCAUAGUAUGAGUAUUACUUGGAUCGAUGGGUUUAAAGAUCUUAUCUUUACAAGUAGUUCUGAUGGUACUUUGAUAAGACAUAAGAUAGGAGAAGUACCUAAAGUACGUGAAUUAGGCUAUAAUAUACGUGAUGCUUUACUGAUUAAUGAAGAGAUAGUAGUAGUAGGAGAUGGAAGUACUUUAGAGUACUUAGAUCUAGAUUUAGAGGGAAGGAGAAGAGUAGAGGUUGAAGGAGUAGGAGGAGUAGUGGUUGGUCUGGGGUUAGUCUUGGGUGGUGAAGGAGAAGAGUUAGUUCUACGUACGGAAGAGAAUGAUAUUGUUGUUGGAGUUAGUUUAGUAGUGAAUGGAGUUAGUUUAGUAUUGGGUGGUGAUAAGAUUGAGUUGAGUAGAGAUAAGAAUGGAGUGAGUGAUAAGAUUGAGGUGAGUGAUAAGAUUGGAGUAGGUAAGUUUAAGGUGGAGUUGAGUUUGGUGGGGGAUAAUGAUGAAAUAACGGAUAUUUUGGUUUUGGAUGAGUUGGUUGUUUUGGCUACUAAUAGUUGUUGGUUAAGAGUUUUAUCUAAGCAAAAUUAUUUAGAUAUGACGAAAAGUUUUGAUUUUACUGAUGGUAUCUCUAAAAAAAUUAUAAUGAGUUGUGCGGCUGAAUUUAUACGUACACCUAAUAAGGAGUGUUCUUUGUGCUUAUUUUCUUAUGGUGAUUUUGUUUUUGCUGGUAGUAAAGAUGGUUAUAUUAAUGUAUUUACUGGUGGUAAGAGUAACAAACUUGUUUGGCAAUCUAAUCUUACUCAAAAUUUAACUAGUUCAAAAGCAGUAACGGCUUUAUCUAUGCAUAAAGAUGUUUUACUAGCUGGAUUUGAAGAUGGACUAGUUAAAGGUUGGCAGUUAGUUAGUAGUACUGGUUCUACUCCAUCUCAGUUUAUUCAUUUGUUUUCUAGUGCCCCUGCUCUAUCUGAGAUAACAGGUUUAGUUGUUUUACAUAAGUCUAUCUUAGUUAGUUCAAAACAAAAAGAUCUUUGUUGCUUAUCUUUAACUGGUGCUAUUAAACCUAGCUUAUCAGGACAUAAAAAAGGUCUUUGGUCUUUAGAUAGUAAUAAUGAUAUCUUACUUAGUGCUUCGGCUGAUAAGACUGUUCGUUUAUGGAAAGAUAGUAGUUGCACUAAAAUCUACCAACAUAAUACUUCAGUUAUCAAAGCUAUCUUAACUAGUCGAGUUAUUACAGCUACUGCUGAUGGAGUAGUAAGAGUCUGGGAUAGUAGUAAAGAGAAGGAGUUAGCAGCCUUACGGAUUGCUGAGUCAAAACACGAUCGGAUUUGGAGUAUUAAAGAGAUGGAGGGAGAUAAGUACUUGGCUAGUGCUGGGGGUACACUUUAUCUCAUUCAGGAUAAUACUUUAGCUAUGGAAAAGAUGAAAGAACAAAAACAAAGAGAGGCUUAUCUUAUCAAAGAACAAGCUAAAAGUUUAAUGCAAAAACAUUUUUAUUUAGAAGCUGCUAUCAAAUAUUUUGAAAUUGAUGAUAAAAAAGGGUUAAAAUCAGCAAUCAAAAAUAUUGAUAAAAAAACAGAUUUAUCUCCUCUUAUCUCUGCUAUGGCUACUAAUCAAAAACAAGCUUUAAACUAUCUUAUGCAAUGGGCACGUACUCCGCAACUCUACUCGACUGCCAGCCGCCUCCUACAAGUCAUUCUUAUCCAGCGCUGGUCUAUUCUACCCCAGCAAGCCCAAGAACUAGCUGUUAUCUUAGCCAGAACAGCCGAGAUAAUCAAUGAGGCCUAUUAA
This is a messenger RNA of Nematocida homosporus, 2316 nucleotides long. RefSeq names its product U3 small nucleolar RNA-associated protein 13. Gene Ontology annotation, cellular component: nucleolus; 90S preribosome. NCBI's taxonomy places the organism in Eukaryota, Fungi, Microsporidia. Bases 1 to 2316 code for a protein of 771 amino acids. Gene Ontology annotation, molecular function: protein binding; U3 snoRNA binding. The transcript has a single exon. Gene Ontology annotation, biological process: endonucleolytic cleavage in 5'-ETS of tricistronic rRNA transcript (SSU-rRNA, 5.8S rRNA, LSU-rRNA); endonucleolytic cleavage to generate mature 5'-end of SSU-rRNA from (SSU-rRNA, 5.8S rRNA, LSU-rRNA). The record is from RefSeq and is a predicted model, not a curated record.